UGAAAAAGCCAUAUAACCAUAUACAGAACUAACUUACUAAAGAAUAUGUUACUACAUUUCACACACUUAAAUCUAAUAAUAGAAAAAGAGACUCUUAAGAGGCUGUGCUCUCUCUUUCUGUCCUUCCCCCUUUUAAGUGAGGACUGAAUGUCAGGGACUUCUGCAGCUCAUCUAAUUUAGGUCUGGGAUAUUUGGAGGGACAAUGAAAAUGAUAAUGACUAUAGUGUCUGUGGAUGCCUAUGUUAAAAAGUUAUUUUCAAGACACCAUUUAAUGUUUAAUUGUAGAUUUGGCGAUUCUUAUGCAUAAAUUGUUAAGCAUUCUUACUUUAAAUAAUUAGAAGUGCUAAGGCAGUAGUUAAAAUAGACCAGUUGGUGUUUAGAUAUUACCUUACCAUACUUUUGAAUAUUUGCUUGAAUUGGCAAUUUUCUUUGACGAAUAGGGGUGAGGAAGGGAGGUAUCUUGGUUCUAGAGAGCGGAGGUUCUCAUGGCAGAAUGAACACAGUAGUUGUAUGAUUCCUUGAAUAAUUUAAUUUUCUUAAUAGGUAUUAUAUUUUUAUUUUGGUUUAUAGAAUUAGAUCUAUACCUCUUUGAAGACACUGUCCAUUUUUAAACUUUAUCUUUCACAGUGUCUGUUACUGCAAAGUGCUUCCUUCCCGGCAGGUACUCAAGCCUUUUGUAAACACACCCCAGGACUAUAAUUUUAUAAACAUUUUGCCCAAUUUGUAGAAGAAACAGACUGAUUAAUUCAUUUAUUUACUCUGCUUGAGCAGCCCCCAGAUUCUGGGAACAUCAGAUGCAAAGAUGAAUGAGGAGGACUUGUUACUUUUCGCUCAGUGUUGUCUUUUGCCUCAUCUUAUCUCUGGGAGAAUAUGUGAUGUAAUUAUGUUGGGGUUCCCACAGUAAUCACAUACUUACGUUUUCUAAUUGUGUGAAACUUGGAAAAGUUGCAGGGUGUAAUUCUGAAGCACUGUGUGCAGGAUGAUGCAGUCCAGCUCAGAGGCUGCACCUCAGGGACCACCAGGUUGAUGGAGGCAGUUAUUGGUGGCACUCCUUCUGCAUGAAUCUGAAGCAUGUUUGCUUAGGAAAAGGAUGACGAUGCUCCAGGGUCAGGCCGCCAGUUCUCCCCUUGUUUUCCAGUAUAAUUCCAACUAAAAUCAAUUUAGGGAAGAGUCAUUUCUACUUUAACAAAACAAUCCUGCCAAUAGUCUAAUUUUUAAUUAAAACUCUAGAUUCUCCUUGGAACUAAUUCACUGACAUGGUCACCUUCUCUUAUCUCCCAGUAAAUGAUUCCAAUAAUUUUUUUCUUUGGUAAUUGUAUUAACUUUUGUGAAUGCUAUAAAAAUUACUUACAUGUUAUAAUUUACCUGCUUCAUCCAUGAAACAGUUUGGAAAUAAAGAUCACUCCUCCCUUGCCCUCGUUUCACUUUGGGAUUGAUUUCUCUGGGGGCAGAUGUUGGUGUAACUAGUUUUUUAAUGCAGAACUAUUUCAUGGAUGAAGCAGGUGGACAGAUCUAGUCUACUCACGGCUGUGGUGAGGCAGGGGAAAAGAGAGGAGCGCCUCUCCAGAAAUGUACACCUUAGAGCCGCUGUUACUUCUUCUUUUUAAAAUGUUUUGAUUGUGAAACAAUAAUUGAAACUUCAAAACAACAGCAGCAAAAUGUUACUGCUUUAGGAACAUACAUCUUGUUUUCAAAAUAUCAUAAUUUUAUUCUUAACUGUAAUCUUAAAUUAUUGGAGAAGGAGGAGAUCUUGGGACAUGCUAGUAACAAGUUUUUGAACAUGAUGUUUACUGGAACGAAUUAUUUUUGAGAUUUUUUGCAGUAUACAUGUAUAUGCAUUUGAUGGCAGUGGAAGUAAUUCAAUUUCUAAAUACUUGCUAAGUUCUGUGGGGGAUAUAGACUGUUCAUCAACUAGAAUAUAAACUGUAAGAUCUUAUUAAUGGCAUGAGUUGGGUGAGGAGUGACUUCUAAUGGGUAGAAGUUUCUUUUUGAAUUGAUGAAAAUGUUCUAAACUCAGGUCAUGGUGAUGGCUGCACAACUGUGAAUAUACUAAAACUAUUGAAUUGUAUACUUUGGGUGAAUUUUGUGGUGUAUGAAUUAUGUCUUAAUAAAGAUACUUUGAAAAAGAUCUUAAUAAAUUUGUGGUACAGAGAAGUUUUCAAAAUUGCUUGUGAUUCUUGCUUUCUUUUUUCAUUCCCCAGAUCUCCCAAAGCAGUUGCAAUGAAAGAUGAAGAACAGCAAACGCUCUUAUCUUCUGGUUGUGGGGAAAUGCUGAGUGGCCCCUAAUUUGUACAGUGAAAGUUGUUUACAUGAGCCUGAGUCUGUAAGCCCAGAGAUAAGAAAAAUCUCUCCAGGCUGAAAGCUCACUCAGGCAAAAACUGACCAGAGUACUGGGCCUGCCCAUCUGAUGGAAAAUCCAGCAUUUCCUGAUACUGGUCCCUUAAUUUGUGGACCAUUCUAGGCUGUAAACAAACUGAUGUUUUAAAGUUAAUAGUUAAAUCACUUAGAGGAAAAGAAAUGGGACCAGGCAUCUUCCGUGAUGGCCUGCUCCGCCAUUGCCCUCUGAGUGUGAGGAAAGGUGUGGCAGGAGGGCAUAUGGGGCCCACCUCCACUGGCACCAUCUUCUUUCUAGUCUUUCCACCAGGGCUGCAUGUUCCAGAUACUGAUCUCAGCACUUGAGGGGAUAAAAAUAUGCUCCAAGGCGUUUCUAAGCUGAAGGGAGGUCAAGAGAGAUAGCUUUGCUUUUUUAAAAGAUGGACAUAUUGCAUUGUGCCCAUCUGUGGUAGAAGUGUGGGUGGCACUAUUUAGGUAGUACUGGGAGUGACAGAUGUCUGGAGACCUAUUUUAAGGUAGUAAAGUCAACAUGUGGGAGAGAUUUGAUACCCGAAGAAGUAUUCUUUAAAAGACAGAGUAUCUCUAGAAGAGUUAAGACUUGUCUAUAGCCUAAAAAUUCUUUAUGGAAAAAAGUCCUCACAGUGCCAGAGGAAUUGUGCACUUUUUAUGAGGAGCCGCCAGGAUGAGUAAUUUUAUGGCUACUGUUUGCUGAGGUGCCAUAAAAAGACACAGCCAGUUCCUUAAGGAUUCGAUGGGUUGGUUAGUCAGUGGAGGGACCAAAAUACAAAUGUAAAACAUCAGAGAAGUAUAUGUUGUUGCUAGUUGCUGUCAGGUCGAUUCCAACUCAAGUGGAAAUUAAUUUAUUAAAGACAAAUUAUGGAAGAGAAGUACCAUGAACUCUGUCUUGGUCACCUAGUGCUGCCAUAACAGAAAUACCACAAGUGGAUGGCUUUAACAAAGAGAAAUUUAUUUUCUCACAGUCUGGUAGGCUGUAAGUCUAAAUUCAGGGCGUCGGCUCCAGGGGAAGGCUUCUUUUCUCUGUCCGUUCUGGAAGGAAGUCCUUGUCCUCAAUCUUCCCCUGGCCAAGGAGCUUCUCAGGAACAGAGACCCCUUAUCCAAAGGACGCACUCUGCUCCCCCGUGCUGCUUUCUUGAUGGAUGUGGAGAAAGAGAAGGAAACCCACAAUUACCUCAGCAAAGAGGAAAUCAAAGAGAAGGUUCAUAAAUACAAUUUAGCAGUCACAGACAAAUUGAAGAUGACCUUGAAUUCAAAUGGGAUUUACACUGGCUUCAUUAAAGUACAGAUGGAACUCUGCAGACCUCCACAGACUUCUCAGAAUUCUGGAAAACUCGCUUCCAGUAGCAACGGCUGUAUGAAUACACUUCAUAUCAGCAGCACAAACACUGUUGGGGAAGUGAUUGAGGCCCUGCUCAAAAAGUUCCUCGUGACUGAUAGCCCUGCCAAGUUUGCACUUUAUAAGCGUUGCCACAGGGAAGAUCAAGUCUACGCCUGCAAGCUCUCAGACCGGGAACAUCCGCUCUACUUGCGUUUGGUAGCCGGGCCCAGAACAGAUACCCUUAGUUUUGUUCUUCGUGAGCAUGAAAUUGGAGAGUGGGAAGCCUUCAGCCUUCCAGAACUACAGAAUUUCUUGCGCAUCUUGGACAAGGAAGAAGAUGAGCAGCUCCAGAACCUGAAGAAGCGUUACACAGCCUACAGGCACAAGCUUGAAGAAGCCCUCAGUGAGGUGUGGAAACCCGAUUAAAGUGAGGGGCUUGCUGCCACUCAGGAACGGCGUGGGCUGUUUGGAGUGAGUGGAACGUGCUCACCUGUGUACAAAACAGCAGCAAGUGUCUCUUUUUUCCGAGGGCCAUUUUCUUGCCCUGUGAUGCGAGGGUCUUCCCCCUUUUCUAAUCUCGAGACUUAGUUCUUCAAGCCAGGUCACACAGCAUCCUGCACCUUAAGCAUCCUGUGUAAGGGACUCAGCAAGCUUGUAAUGUCACAGCACUGCGAUAUUACCUCUCGCCAAGCUGUGAAUCUGUAGUGCUCAUCAGGCAGCAUUCUAGAGUGCUUUGAAGCCUGAACUCUGGGUUGUUUUUAUUUUUCUUCUUUUUAGGUAUUUUAAUUAUAUGAUGAUGAUGUUAAGCUUAAGGAUGUGCAAAUAAUUUUUAGAAAGCUUAACAAGGAAUCUGAAUACUUGUUUUAUGUUGAAACUACCUUUUUUUUUUUUUUUUAAAUGUCAAAGGAAACUAUGCAUGUGAAUUGAAAGGCACAGGAAGCCAGGAACAAUGAGGAGUUUGUGAAGGAUUUUGUGGGCGAUGGACAAAGAAAGUAAAGAGCAAGUUUGGAAGAAGGCAUGAGUUGAGGCGGAGAGUGCUGAGGGCUGGGGAGGACUGUUGGGUAAUAAGUUUGUGGUAGAGGAGGAAGGGGUAUUUGUAAACUAGUUAAAAAGCAUUUGGUUUUGAGAUGUUAAGCCCAUUUUAGGAUGGUUUGAUUUCCCGGUGGGUAAAAUGUAGGAACCUAGUCAAAGAAGGGAGGAGUAAGCCAAGGAGGGGCUCAUGAGCUGACAAGAGACUUACAAACUUGGACAGAGAAGGGCCUUGUGCCCCCUGAUUCUGCCUGCAUGGAGUGGAAAGUCUAAUUGGUAUAGCUUCUCUGGGCGGGGGCAGUUCCCAAGGUCUAAUGACUGCUAAUAACUCCCGUUAAGCUGUAGUUUUUUCAGAGGUGGUUUUCAAGGUUCAGCCGGAGUUUGGGGGAAGAAUGGGGCAGCUGUUUUUCUUGAUUGUCAGCUAGGAGGUUUACCAGGUAGAAGACUCUCAGCAGAUGGUUGUUACAGCCGCUCUUCCUUUCCCUUCCCUUCCUUUCUUCCAUUCCCUUCCCUUUGUAUAUUUUCCCAUUUCAUCCCCUUCCCUUCCCUCUUCCUUUCCUUUCCCUUACUUCCAUUCUUCCUCCCUUUCUUUUAUAAGUUGAAUAUUAUGUAGAACAGAGAUAGUGAUUAAACACCCAGUCCACUUCCAAAUCCUCAGUUUCAAGGACUACUUGACUAUCAGGAGGAGGCAGCAAGAAAGAGGAAAGUAUGUACCCAAUUGACUGUGUAACAGGGUUGUUGUUUUUUUUAAACGGAAAUAUUUAUUUUAACAAAAGUGUAUGUUCCUACCAACCAAAGAAAUGGCCUGUGCAAUAGAAGCCUUCCUUAAAUCAGGUGAAAUAACCUCAUUUUAUGCAGUGAUUAUCUGAGAACAAUGGGCAAGUUGUGCUGUUGUUACACAGAGGCCUGACAGUCUUUUUAGUCUAGGUAUUUUCGGUUUAUAAAUUCCCAAGGAAUUGUUAACACUUUGGUGACACCUAAUGGAUUCUUUUUGAAAUUCCAUGGUGCUUUAGUUCUUUGCCUCUUAAGUGAACUGUGCCUUUGAUUGCAUUUCUCUUCCUCUCUCGGUGGCUCUUCUGACUUUUCAAAGAAUACCCAUCUUGUUGGAGGCAGAUUUAAGUGUUGGCUGUGCUGUGCCACACAAUUACUGAGACAAUCAUAUCUUCCUAAGCUUUUAAGGAAAGUUAAAAAAAAAAAAAUAGUAGAACUAACUAUAAAAUAUGUAUGGCACAUCUUGUUUAAUUUUGCAUGUAACUUUUUAGUGCAUUGAUGAGGUUUUAGGACACCGUCAUCAAACACUUUGCCUUUAUUGUUCAGGGACUACUUCCAUGAUUUUUAUCCUGGUUUUACUAUUCAGAUUAAGGCUGGGGUUUGCGUGUUCUGUUAUCAACCACCUGGUCUUUUUAAUUACCCAUCCUGGUUCAACUGUAAGCUUAUAUUCUGUGAAGCAUUUGUUUCUCAGAUGAAGACACAGUUAGAAAUCUAAAGUCCUAGCAGAUGGGUAUGUGUGAAUUUUUUUUUUUUCCUUACUUGAAGUAGAUUGUCUAAACAGGCAUCAUCCUCAUCUGUAUUAUCCAGAACCUCACUUUUUGUCAUGUGCACUACAAGUUUUGAUUUGGAAAAUUUACUGUAUUGAAACUCUGUCUGUUCAUGGUUCUUCAAGAGACUGGUGUUCUCUCCCAAACACUGGUUACCACAGCAGCAUUUUUUAAUGUUUCAAAGAAGAAAAAGGGCACUAAGGCCAAAGAAAGAUUGUUAAAAAAUCAUUUUACAAAUUCUUAUGUUCCAUGAAAGUAAGCCUUGCUGGAAUACUGUUUUCACCGUGUGAUGGUACAGGAGAUGUUAAAGGAAGGUGUGGUAUUGUGGGGGAGCAUUUGAAAUUGCAGAAGUAAAAUUAUAAUAUUUAUAAUUUUCAGGAGUCUAAUUUUAUUUUUUAUAGGGAAGAUUUUUUUCCCCCUGAAGUUGCUUCUGGAAUGACAAAUUGUUUUCAUUAAAAACUGCAGUUGUUAGCUGGUGCGUGUGGUGUUUUUAUUUAUGAUAUAUUCCGGAUGACAGGAGGUCCCAGGAGUGGGGAUGAGCUGUGCUUGCAGAUCCAUGGGGACAGCGUGACUCUCAGUAGGUUUGGGUGGGCCGCAUUUGUUUCCUAAAUGUCAUUUUUCCUCUGCCUUAUGCACUAGGGAGGAAUAACCCUAGCUUAGUGUCUGCCCAUACAGGACUUUCCUAUUCUACUUGAAACAGUUGCUUUAAUUGUGAAAUAUAUCAUACAUUCUAAAGGGUAUAAAGCACAGGAAUUGUUGUUGUUCGUUGCCGUUGAGUUGAUUCUGAGUCAUGGUGACCCCAUGUGUGCAGAGUAGGGUUUUCAAGGCUGUGACCUUCUGGAAGCGGAUUACCAGGCUUAUCUUCGGAGGCAUCUCUGGGUGCAUUCGAAUUGCCAACCGUUCAGCUAGUAACCAUUUGCACCACCCAGGGACACACAUGAAAAUAGUUUAAAGAAUUAUAAAGCAAACACCCCUGUGACCGCUACCGAACUAGAACACUGUCAGUUCCUUAGAAAUCUCCCUCCACCUCUACCCCACCACUGUUCUUGCCUUGAGGCCUCCUACCCUCCAAACAGACCACUUUCAACAUGAAGUGAGUAUCUGUAUUUUCUGGUGCAUGUAACUGACUUACAUGGGAUGGUGAGUGUUUGGUGAACUUCACUGGUGACUAGGAAGAUUUACCUAAGGCUGAGGUACCCGGGUCUUAGCACCCACACCUACUGUAGGUAAGCAUUUUUACUACUAGACUGCCCUCUAGAGGGACUGGUGAAAUAGAAGCAAGGCUGGCACCAGUCGGUGAGGGGAACACAUUUCAAGCACAAUAACUGCUUUAUAGAUGAAAGUAUUAUGAUAGAAAAUUAUGGUUCUGUAUAGAUGUUUGUUUUCUUUGAUGUAUGCAGAAGAAUCUAGUUAGGGAGUCCAGCCUGGGUUACUACCCAAGGUGCAGGAUGAGUGUUUUAGAAUUUUUAUCCAGUAAGGGACUUAACUCCCUGCCCUAGGCUGCUUUUCAAUUAGUCACCAAUUGUUAACUGUUGUUUAAAUAAAUUAUUCUUACGGUGCAAAAUGUUCCGCUGCUAUUCAGAAGGUUUUCACUGGCUAAUACUUUUCAGAAGUAGACUGCUGGGAAUAAGGAAGACCAAAGAAGAAUUGAUGCCUUUGAAUUGUGGUAUUGGCAAAGAAUAUUGAAUAUACCAUGGACUGCCAGAAGAAUGAACCAAUCUGCCUUGGAAGAAGUGCAACCAGAAUGCUCCUUAGAAGCAAGGAUGGCGAGACUGCAUCUUACAUACUUUGGACAUGUCGUCAGGAGGGAUCAGUCCCUAGAGGAGGACAUCAUGCUUGGCAGAGUACAGGGUCAGCAGAAAAGAGGAAGACCCUCAACGAGGUGGAUUGACACAGUGGCUGCAACAAUGAGCUCAAGCUUAACAACGAUUGUAAGGAUGGCUCAGGACCAGGCAGUGUUUUGUUCUGUUGUGCAUAGGGUUGCUGUGGGUCGGAACCGACUCGAUGGCACCUAACAACAAGAACAACAACAUGUUGCAAAAUCAGUUUUUAAGAAUUUUAUUCUGGGGAACAUGGUUUUGGGGGAUAGCUGGGUCAACUGGCAUAAGAAAGUUUAUUAAGAAAAUGUUCUGCAUCUUUGGUGAAUGGCAUCUGGGGUCUUAAAAGUUAGCAAGCGGCCAUCUAAGAUGCAUCAAUUGGACCUAACCGACCUGGAGCCAAGGAGAAUGAAGAACACCAAAGACACAAGGAAAAUAUUAGCCCAAGAGACAAAAGGGCCAUAUAAACCAGAGACUCCAUCAGCCUGAGACCAGAAGAACUAGAUGGUGCCUGGCUACCAAUGACUGCCCUGACGGAACACAACAGAGAAUCCCUGAUGGAGCAGGAGAAAAGUGUGGUGCAGAACUCAAAUUCACAUAAAAAGACCAGACUUAAUAGUCUGACUGAGUCUAGAGGAACCCUACAAGACAUGGCCCCCAGACUCUCGGUUAAUCCAGAAAUAAAGCAUUCCUAAAACCAACUCUUCAGACAAAGAUUAGACUGGAAUAUAAAACAUAAAAUACUACUUGUGAAGAGUGUGCUUCUUAGUUCAAGUAGAUAUACAAGACUAAAUGGGCAGCUCCUGUCCAGAGGUGGGAUGAAAAGGCAGAAAGUGAUAGGAGCUGGUUGAAUGGACAUGGGAAACCCAGGAUGAAAAAGGGGGAGUGUGCUGUCACAUUAUAGGGAUUGCAUCUAGGGUCACAUGUGUAUAACAUUUUGUAUGAGAAAUUAACUUGAGGUGUAAACUUUCACCUAAAGCACACACAAAAAUUUUUUAAAUCUGCAUUUGGGACACUGUCAGAUGAUCCCAAUUAUGGUUUUUUUUUUUUUUUUGAAAGAAGGGGAAAAGUAUUGUAUAAUAGCAAAUGUAUAUAUAGUGCUAAGGAUCCCUGGUGGCACAGACAGUUAAGUACUUGGCUGGUAAUACUGGAAAGUUGGUGUUUCUAACCCACGCAGCGGCUCCGCAGAAGAAAGACCUUGAGAUCUGUUUCUAUAAAGAUUACAGCUGAGAAAAUCCUAUGGGGUAGUUCUACUCUGUCACAUGGGGUCACUAUGAGUUGGAUUUGACUCAACACUCAACAACAACAUACAUAGUGCUUAGUAUGUGCCAGGCACUAUUCUAAAAUAUUUUGAUCUGUAUUAACUAAUUUUCUUCCCCAUGGGGUAGGUGCUGUUAAUAUCCCCAUUUUACAGAUAGGGAAACAACAGACACAUUGAAGUUCAACAACCUGCCCAAGACCGUUCUGUGAGUGAGUGGCAGAGCCUGGGUCCAGUCAACCAUGCUGCCCUGCUGCUCCAAGCUCUUGUCCUGUAAGCUCUAUCAGAUUUUUCGGAUAAGCUGCCCAUUAAAGUCCUCCUAGGUUGCCUCUGGAGCCCCCUGGUGGCACAGUUAAGAAUUAGGCUGCUAACCAAAAGGCCGGCAGUUUGAAUCCACUCCUUGGAAACCCAGUGGGGCAGUUCUACUUUGUCCUGUAGGGUCGCUAUGAGUUGGGGUCCACUGGAUGGCAGUGGGUUUGGUUUUUUUUUUUUUUUUAGAUUGCGUCUAAUAGAAAGGUCCUCUGAAAGCAGGCCUGUUUUGGUGCAGUUAGAAUUUGUGGGAAAUGAGAGGACAGCCUUAAUGCCUCAGUGCUUUAUCCUUUAUCAUCCUUUCUGUUGCUGUUACCCGUUUAUCUUUCCAUUUAAGUGAUUAUACUCAGUUACAUAGAAGGAAACAGUUAUUGUGUUUUCAUCUAGAGAGGUUCUGUUGCAUGAGCGCAAACCCAGUGUUCUCACUGCAGCUGGUAAGACAAGUCCCUGCAAUAGCAGAAGAAUAACAGCUUCAGGGAGAAGUCAGAGGUCGGCAGGAGCCACCAAAUGCUUGCAAAGGUUUGACUCAUUUGAUGUUUUUCUCUCCAUCAAGGAUCAUCCACCAUAAAGUUUACUACUGGUGUGACUCACCACUUGCUUAAUUAAGUGUACAAGAAGUACGCUUCUUGUGGGAGGGGAAAACAGAGUUAAAAAAAACAGCUUUCUUGUAAAAUGCUAUUAAUUCCAUUUGUAGUUUUUUUUUUUUUUUUGCUUUGUUUUAGUUUUUCUUGGCAAAUCUUUCCCUGUUAAUUCUAAAGCGAGAGUGGCAGUGUAGGGGACAGACCUUUUUCAUCUCAAGUAACAUCUUCCAAAAGACAUUUUUGAUUCUUCCUCUGAGACAGCACUUGGCAGUAUCUGAACUUGAGUACCACCACUCUGUUUCUGAGAAACCUCCAGCAUUAGAACCUUUAAACGUUUAUACACAAACAUCAAACCGUUUUGUAAACUUCAAAAGAAGUUGGGAUUUAGCUGGGUUUUGGGAGGAAGUUAUUUUAACCAGCCUACAGUUCGUUUAUCUGUAAGGAAAAAACCAAAUCCAUUGCUGUCGAGUCGAUUCCGACUCAUAGCGACCUUACAGGACAGAGUAGCACUGCCCCCCAGUUUCCGAGGAGCGUCUGGUGGAUUCAAACUGCUGUAGCACCUAACCACUAGGCCACCAGGGUUUCCAAGUCUUAAUUAAAGUGCACCUUGGCCUUUAAAGGCAUCUAUCUGGUUUGCGUUUGCCUGGUAUAGCACUCUUCCCUCAAUUUAGCAAUUAUGGACGUGUGGGACUAAUUAGCCCUAAGUGCUUCCUUUCUCUGGAGUGGAGUUCUGGGGGCUGGCUGCUCUAGAGGGUUUUCCAAUUGACAGGUGCAGUAAAAUUUGCUUAAAUGCUGCUCCAGAAUUCCUUAAAAACUUUAGCAUCUUGACAAAACUUAGAAUCCUUGAAUUCUGCUGCAGGCCAGGGAGGCAACAGUUUAAAUUCAAAAUCUCUUAUUCAUGGUAGAACUAUAAAUGGUGUGUUCCAGUUCUUUUCAAAAGGGCAAGGAAUUCCAAUAUUGUGUGUGUGAGCUCUCAAGGAAAAUGUUCAAAGUGAUUUUUAAGUAAGAUUGGGCAUGUCAUCUAGUCACUUUAUCAAGAAAAGAUGCUUGCUGAGAAUAUAAAGGCAAACAGGAAUUAAGUAAGGAAUCCAGGCAGCAGCCCUCAGGCAGCACUAAUUAAAAGAAAAUUAGAGCAUUGGGUUAGAGUGGCUAUAUCAGCAUCAGAUAAAGUAGAUUCAAAGGAAAUAUUACCAGAGAUAAAGAGGGUCAUUUCCUAACGAUAAUGGGGUCAAUUCAUCAAGAGGACAGAAUAACCCAAAAUGUUAAUGCACCUAAUAACAGAAUUCAAGUACAUGAAGCAAAAAUUGAUAGAACUGCAUGAAUAGACAAACUCACAAUUGUGAUUUCAACAAACCUCUCAGUGACUGAUAGAAACAGUAGAGAGAAAAUCAAAGAAUGUAAGACUUGAACCACACUAUCAACUAUUUUGACCUGACAGAGAACACUCCAACAGCAGUGAAACAUUGUUUUUAAAUAACACAUAACAAGACAACACAUUCUGGGACAUAAAACAAAUUUCAAUAAACUUAAAAAUGGUUUAAAUCAUACAAAGUUUAUUCUCUGACCACAAAUAAAUAGGAGGUCCAUAAAAAGAAAAAAUACCCAAAAACAAAUAUUGGGAGAUUACUUCUAAAUAACCUAUGGGUAAAGUAAGAAAUCAAAAAGGAAAUUAUAAAGUACUCUUAACUGAAUCAAACACAUCAAAACGUGGAUACAGCUGAAGGUGUUAAUUAGAGGGAAAUUUAUGCACUAAAUGCCUAUAUUAGAAAAAGAUGAAAGGUCUCAAAUCAGUGACUUUGUCGUCCAUCUUAAGAAAUUAGAAAAAGAAAAGCAAAUUAAACCCAAAGUAAGCAGAAGAAAUGAAGUCAUUCAUAGAGGCAAGAGUAGAAAUCAAUGAAAUAGAAAAUCCAUGAAACCAAAAGCUGGUUCUUUGAAAAGGUUAAUAAGAGUUGAUAAGCCUCUAGUCAAACUCAUCAGGAAAGAAAAAGAAUUGGUAAUUGGUGCAAAUUACUAAUAUAUCAGGACUGGGAGAGGUGUCAUUACUACAGAUUCUACAGAUAAUACUUGAUGUGUUCACAUUUGAGAUCCUUGAAAUAAGUUUCCUUAGAAAUUACUGUUAUUGACUGCAAAAAAAAAAAAAAAGUUUUACUAAACCAAAACCAAGCUCAUUGCUGUUAAGUUGAUUUCAACUCAUAGCAACCUUAUAGGACAGAAUAGAACUGCCCCAUAGGGUUUCCAUGGAGUGGCUGGUGGAUUUGAACUGCUGACCUUCUGGUUAGCAGCCAUAGCUCUUAACCACUAUGCCUUAAAAAAAAAAAAAAAUGCCUACACAGUCCUAAUUUUGCCUAACCUCUGAAAAGCUUGCCAAAUUACAAGUGUUGAUGUUGCUGCUGGUUCCUUGUUUAUACAAGUUUACAGUUAUCUGCAGUAUGUGACUUACAUGCAUGUAUCAGUAACAUUCUAACUUGACAUUUGACUUUUUAUCAUUCAAAACGCAGUAGGGUUUACAUUUAUUAAAAUGAGACUAUAGUCAUAAUUUUUUUUUUUUUUUAGCAGCCCACAUUUUGGAAACUAAUUAUAAUGAUACAGAGGGAUGAGUGUAUCUUGAUUAAUGCCCUUGGAGUCUGUGAUAUAUAUACAUAUACAUAUGUAUAUUUCAUAUAAACCUUUAAAUUAAAGAAAAGUCACUUGAAUUAGUUUGUUCUUGCUUUGUAAUCAAAAGAACUUGACUAGAACACCUAAUUUCUUGAUCUCAUUCAUUCAACCAAAAAAUCCCAGUUGCCGUUGAUUUGAUUCUGACUCACGGUGACCCCAUGUGUGUCAUUGUAGAACUGUACUCCAUAGGUUUUCAACGGCUGUGAUCUUUCAGAAGUAGACUGCCAGGCCUUUCCUCCAAGGGGCUUCUGGGUGGAUUUGAACUGCCAACCUUUCGGUCAGUAGUGCUUAACCAUUUGCGCCACCCAGGGACUCCGAUUCAUACAACAAAUAUUUAUAAAACACCCCAAGAAUGUCAUAUAUUGAGUAGGUUAUAGUGAGAAAGAACAUUGUAGUCCCUGUUCUCAUGGAAAUCAGGCCCCGGUGAUGCAAACUGUUAAGUGUUGUAAAGGUAAAGUUCUGGGUGCUACAAGAGUGUAUAAUCUAGGAAGUCAAAGAAGGCUUUCUUGAGGAAGUAAUUUAGAGCUGAGAUUGUAAGGAUAAACGGAUACAUCCUAGCAGAAUUCAUAAAUUAUCUACAUGAAAUCUUCUACACAACAGGGGACUGGUUUCUAUUGGCAACAUGUUCUAUCAGGGCCGUUCUUGUAUUUUUAUUAUGAGAAAAGAACUUUUAUCAGGCUAAAUAAUUCCCCUAGGUUGAGAGUUCAUCGUUGGCAAAUGCAGAGUUAAAAUUGACAUUGGCAAUUUUUCUGGAUCAAAUCCAGUUUCUUGUCCUCUGGAGAUGAGAUAGCAUCACCUGUGUGCUUAUUUCACAGGGCUGUUGUGAGAACCAAAUUAGUGAACGUGAAGGCACCUCAUAUGCUAUAAAGCCUGAUAAAAGGUGGGAUUGUUUUCUAAGCUCUUGUUCCUACAGUGGUGUUAACGGUUGCCUACCCAUCGUGUUGACACUGAAGUUCAUCUAGAAGUACCCUAGGUGCUGAUUUCCAAGAGGGACCUUUUGACAGUGAAGAUGUAUCUGAUAAGCAGAACAGUUUUUAUUUUUGUUCUUUAAAUUCAUGCUGAGGGAAAGAAAUGGUGUCAUAAGCGAAAUACUCAAGAUUCUUGGGUUAUUGAUAACCAAAAGAUCACCAUUCGGUGCCUUCCCCUGUGCUUCCAAUAAAUACAGUUACACAGCAUUAUCUUUCUUCCUUGACAAAUUAGAGCCAAAAUGCUCAGAGCUGCUGGGACUAGGGUUAACCCAUGCUGUCCUGUCAGGGUAAGGCAGGGAGUGAUGCUGCAUGAUCCAAACCAGAGGCUGCCUGUAGGCACAGUGAGUGCAGGGGCGUUGGCCUUUGUUCCUGGUCACGUUUCCAUGCAUGUGAAUUCUCCCCCUAGAGAGUUCUGUGCUUUGCAGACUGGAGCAUAACUUAAACUCAUUGAGUAUCUCUCCUAGCUGCAGGGGACAAACCUUGUGGAACUGAAUGUUUCACAGACAUGUCGGGAAACAGCCACUAGGGUAGCACUGAGACAGGAAGGAGCUCUUCUAGCAGGAAACCCUGAACUGCAGCUUCCUGCCUCUCUUCCUGCAGCCAGUGUUCACCUUUGGCUGAACUCUUUGACUGCGCUUCCCGUGGCAUUACAGGAAGAAGGAAAGGGGCCAGGAUGAUCGGGGACACAGUUCUGUUUUCACUUACUAUGCAGAAGACCAGACUGGGCACCAGGGUCUCGUUCUCUGUGGGAGCAUUCACAUAAAAGCAGGCUGGGCUGCCCUGAUGACUCAAAAUGAAGACUGCUAAAAACAAUCCAAGUUGUUGUGUUCAUCUGAGGCCUAAUAAAAUUGUAGCUCACCUAAUCUGGGAGAGGCUGGGAGAUAGGGGGACUGGGAAAGAAAAGACUGAAAAGCAGCCACUUUCUUAGGGACUUAGCGGGAUCGGAAUCAAUUGUGCACCUGAGCUACUUUCCCAGCGUUGCGAGGAGGCAAGGGAAGAGUGACUGAUGGACUUGCACAACAGGUGCCUUGGAAACCCAGCCAGAGUCCUGGUAUGCAGCAGCUGCUCAAAGAGCUGCUCUUCUCCCCAGCACUGGCCCCUCUGAGUUAUGGAGACCGGCUGGAGAGAAGACUUUGAGACUGGAACCAGCCAGCCAAGAGAGCCCAUUAAAAUAUUUUCCAACAUGUGCUGAGGAGCAACAUUUUAGCAACCAUUCUAACAAAGAAGCUUCUAUUUGGUUGUAGUAACAAUAGCUGGGAGCCUGUGUUGGUACUCUUGAAGUAUGCAAUGUACUUAAGACUUUUUUCCACUCGGACAGAAGUUGAGCCUUAAGCACUGGCCAGCUUUACCGUGCACCUCAGGUACCUACAAUUGGAUGCAUUUUGGUUAAAGGCCUGCUGUAAUUUCUCUCUUGGCAAACCAGCCAUGGCCAUUGUAUUAGUCAUAUAUUGUCAUGUAACAAAUUACCCAAAAACUCGUGGCUUUAGACAACAUUGAAUAUUUAUUAUCUCACAUGGUUUCUCUGGGUCAGGAGUUUGAGAGUAGCUUUGCUGGGUGGUUCUAGCUUGGAGUCUCAUGAGAUUGCAGUUAAGAUGUCAACUAGACCUCCAGUCACCUGAAGUCCUGACUGGGAAUGGAGGGUCUGCUUUCAAGACAGUUCACAUAUAUGGCUGGCAAGGACCAGUUGUUUGCAGGUCUCAGAUCCUUACCAUAUGGACCUCCCCACUGGGUCUUCAUGAUAUGACGGCAGGUUCCCUCCAGAGUGAAUGAUCCAAGAGAUUAAGGAGGAAGUGGCCAUGUUUCUUAUUACCUAGCCUCAGAAGUUACAUGCCAUUACUUGCAUCGUAUUCUGUCACAGAGACCAACCCUGAUGCAAUGUGGGAGGGGGCUAUGCAAGGAUCAUUGGGAACCAUCUUGGAGGCAGGCUACCAUAGCCAUGCUGGAAAUAGUUAAAUGAGGUGUGACAAGAAGAACCCUCUUUUUUUCUUCUUGUCCAUCAGCCAUGAUGUGGUACAACAAAUCUGUCUUGGAAGAAGACAGCCAGAAUACUCCUUAGAAGCAAGGAUGGUGAGACUGCGUCUCACAUACUUUGGACAUGUUAUCAGGAAUGAUCGGUCCUUGGAGAAAGACAUCAUGCUUGGUAAAGUAGAGGGGCAGCAAAAAAGAGGAAGACCCUCAACAAGAUGGACUGACAGUGGCUGCAACAAUGGGCUCAAGCAUAGCAACAAUUGUGAGGAUGGCACAGGACUGGAGUGUUUUGUUCUGUUGUGCACAGGGUUGCUAUGAGUCGGAACUGACUCGAAGGCACCUAGUAACAACAUGAUGAGGCAUAGGAUAAGAAACCACUUCAAUGAUAGUAGCACCCUUUAGUCUGAAAGUAGUUUCUCUGUGUGGGCACCAGAGGGAAGUUCUCUUUGCAGCUUUCUACACAAUAAGUUCCUGGAGGACAGGAAUAGACCAUUCUUUCAUAUUUUCAUAACCAAGCUUACUACUAGGCAGAGUAGGUACUCAGAUAUAUGAUGUGCUGGGAGGGGAAAUCUUUCAUAGACCACAGAGCCAGCAGAGUGUAAAAGAAAGAUGGCUUUGAAGCCAGAUCUUCAUCCAAAUCCUAAAUCUUUGACUAGCUUUGUGAGCUUGGGUUGAUUAAGCUGAGGAAAAUACCUAUCCCAGAGAGCUAUUUUAAUCACAUAAAUAAUUAAAGCAUCCUUUGUAUCUCUCCAUCCUUUGAGAACCUGCUAGUCUCCACUGGAGCUUCAUGUUAAGAGGACAUACAUGGAUCUCAAGUCUCAAUGGCAGAAGGUGGCUAUGAAAUCUUACUCUCAAAGACUAAGAUUUAGAACUGUCACCUAUUCUACAGUACUCUGGGAGCUACUUCCCAUGUCCCACAAUCUAGACCUUACAUAGUAGCUCCUAGGACAUCAGCAGAGGUCUCAGCACAAGCUUUCAGCCUGCGUCCUUGGUUUCUUUGGUUGGCUGUUGUCUCAACAGUUUUUAUAUGGUACACAUAUGACUAGCUCUUUAAAUUCAUUAGCAGUAGAAGAUGAAACCAAGACCAAUUCUGUAUGGAAUCUGGUUCUAUAGGGCCGGGUACGGCCUUAGUGGGAAUAGGUGGGAUAAGUUAGAAAAAUGGAGCCAGCAGAGUCUCUACUUCAUUUUAUGAGUCUACGAACAUAAACUCUCUCCUUGUUGACGGUUUGGCUCAUGUGGUCAGUAAUCACAGAGCCUCUAUUCUACUUCCCCCUUUACUCCAGUAUUUAGACAAAGGUUAGGUAGUUCUCAAAGGAUAACAUUGUGUUAUCCUUUCCCUCUCCCUCACUUCAACAGGUCUUGGUGGCUCCUGUUUUGAAAUCUUAAAGGCCAGCCAGCACCUGUCUUCGUUACUUAUCCCACACAGUUCCUUGGCCUUGGGCCCUGGGUAAAGAACUCUUCUUUAAGCAUUUAGGUCUACAACUGUUCCCUGGCCUGAUCUAGCUCUUUAGCCCUUGUGGAGGGAGGAGGGUAGAGCAUCCAACUAGGUGAUCCCCUGUUAUUAAACAGCUGACAGUUGUUGGGAAGCAAUUCAUUAUGGGCCUAAGUGUUCCUGAAUGUUCUUUUUGGGUAUGCUGAGAAUGCAAGGGCCUGACCACUCUUUACCCGGGCCGUUUCUAAGGACUGUGUUUGCAGUGAGCAACCUUGAGGAGUAAGGUACUAUAUUUCUCAGGACAAAGAGUAGGCUUGCUUAGUGUUGCUACAGAAUGGCAGGUUCUCCAAGCUUAAUGUCCCUCUCUUGUAACAAAACCCACCGCAUAUGCAGGUAUCCAUCUAGGACCUUCACACGUUGUACGUGUGGGACCUAGGGCGAGGGUGAACUGAUGUGCUCGUGCCACUUGCUGUUCUGUAACAGUCUUUUGUCUCCGGCCCAGGAGUCUCAAGUCUUCUGUCAACAACCAUGAAACAGAAACAGGCUAACUUAUUUGCUUAUAAAGAGAGUAAAAUCAAACCCCAGACCUACACCAGUGCGCCUGACAUUGUGAUAUACCCAAAUUAUCUGUUCUGAUAGCAUUACCUGUCAACUUUUAUGAGUGUCUUCUAUUAUCCUGUUUUUUUUACUUUGUCUUCAGAUAGAACAGGAAAGAUACAAAGCAUCCUAUUAAGUGAGGGGUUGGCAAAUUACAGCCUGCCUGUGUUUGUAUGUAAAAUUUUAUUAGCCCACAGCCACAGCCAUUUGUUUAUGUAUUGUCUCUGGAUACUUCUGCACUACAACAGCAGAGCUGUAAGCCUAAAAUAUCAUCUGGUCUUUUAAGAAAAAGUUUGCUGACCCAUUUAAGAUUAGGGCAAUGGAUCAUAUGAUUGGAAAUCAAGUACAAAGCAUCUUGGAAGGUGAGCUCAGUCCAUUUUAAAGCCAGCCAAGAUAAGAUUGCUUCUCCAAAGCUGUAAAUGAAUAAAGAUUUAUCAGGAAGGAUUUUCUACAUGGUGCUUCAUUCAGGGGCUAUCGGUCUGUACGGACCAGGUGUAUAUGAGCUACGUGGGUAGAGACUAUAGAUCCCAAUAGUGAAAUAUCCCAUCCUCAGUACUGAGCAAUUAAAAUAUUAAACAGCAUCGAGGAAAAAAGCAUCUUAUCAAAAUUAUUAUUUGGGGACUAAAACAAAGGACACAUUCCCACUAGACACAGAAAUAAAUUUUAAUUCAUUGAAAAGUGCAGCAGUGAACAGGGUCCUUUCAAGGGCACUUUGUAGGUCAAAUGAUUGAGAUGACACAGAGCUGGGGUAGAAUAACUUCUAGGAACAGAUGAUGCAAACAUAGAAAUUUACAAAAUUCAGUGAGGCCUAAGUGGUAGUGAAAUGACAGAACUCAAAUACACUCAUCUCUUUCCACUGAUGGAUCACUUGAAAUAUCCUUUGCUUUCUCUGAAAAAGGGUACUGGGACAACUUUUCUGCUUUCAUUAAAAAAAGCACUGAUCCUUAAUUGAGACACGUAAAGAUAAAUUUAAUAACAUUUCUCACAGAUUAAGGUACAACUUCCAUGGCUAUCAUUACUAUUUUGUAUAAAAACUCCCUGUUGUUGUCAAUUAAAAUGUAUUUGCAACAGCACCAUUUGUCAAAUUCAAAGAUGCUCAAAAGUUGCUCCCUACCUUGUAAUUGUAUUUUAGAGACAGCUGUGUAAUAAGGACUCUUAUACUACACAAUCUCUAUUCAUUCCUAAGGCCUCUGUUCAUUCUUACUGGUUAUAUGGCUCUCUGUUGUGCUGGCCAAGAACACUGAAUAUACCAUGGACUGCCAAAAGAACAAACAAGUCUGCCUUGGAAGACGUACAGCCAGAAUGCUUCUUCGAAGUGAGGAUGACAGGACUUCGUGUCAUGUACUGUGGACAUAUUAUCAGGGGGGACCAGUCUCUGGAGAAGGACAUCAUGCUUGGUAAGGUAGCAGGUCAGAGAAAAAGAGGAAGACCCUCAAGGAGAUGGACUGACGCGGUGGCUGUAACGAUGGGCUCAAACACGGCAACGAUUGUGAGGAUGGUGCAAGACAGGGCAGAGUUUCGUUCUGUUGUACACAGAGUUGCUGUGGGUCAGAACCGACUCAAAGGCACCUAACAACAACAAUUCUGAAAGUCACCAACAGACAUGGACCUAGCCUUCUUAAAAGAGAAAAUAAUUGAACUCCAAGUCAGCACAAUUAAAAAGGUAGCAAGGAAAGCCUCUUGCAGUGGUUCGUUUGUAUAUACACAUUCUGAGAAGUGGAGUGUAUUUUAUAGUCUAUUAGGCUAUAAACUGAGGUCUCCUUGUAUUAUUUUAGCACAGAUCCAGAAUGAUGCCAAUCCAAGAGAAAAAGUAAAAUAAGAGCUUAUGCAAAGGUUAGGUAGGAAACGUACCCAAACCAGAACAGGUCCACAGAGAGUGUCUCACCACAUCCCACCACCACACAGAAGCCAGCUGAAUAUAAGAGCACAGGGGCAGAGAUACUAUUGCCACUGACUUGUUUCAUUUUAAGACUUAAUGUGCUUUUAGGAACCAGCGUCAUAAAGCUGAAUAAUGUGAUGUCAUAGUCCAAAACCUGGUAAGAGUCAGUUUCUUUUUAUUUGGGAAUAACUAUGGUCAACCUUCAUCAAUGCUGACGUUGACUUAUAAGGUUAAGAACCAAAGCAGAGAACAAAGCUGAUACCCAUAUUGAACAUUAUUAGUUUGCUUUUAGUUACAGAAUUUUUGGAAUUUCUUUCCCUAAAACAUUCAUAGCAGAGGUGUUCAUUUUGCUUGCUUAUUUUACCUCUAGAUACCCCCACAGUUGCUGGGUUCACAUGAGGUAAAGGAAUAAACCCAAUGGCUAUCUGAAGUUCUGGUAGCAUAGUUAACUUGUGGCCAUGUCUUACAAACGGAGUGCUUAAAGCUCAACGUAAGACCUUAAAUAAAGCUAAAAUCACUUAUCGCCUGAGUCUAACAAGUUAUAAACCACAGCUCUUUCCCCUUCCUUGCUGCUUUACCACCAACUAACCUUCUGGUGAAGAAAACAGUAGAAAUGGGAUUGGUCUUUGAGCCUAGGUGUCCUAAACAGAAAGGACACCUAAACAGAUCUGAUUCUGACAGAGGAAUACUGAAUGGGGGCUGAAGACUUCAAAAACUUAGGAAGAACUUAACUGAAAGGGGAGAAGUUGGGGUUCUCCAAGCUCAAUAGUAGCUGGUAUUUUGCAUCAACUGUAAGAAAUUUUUAUAACAAACAGAAUGACAGCAAGAUGCAGAAAGUCCAAACAACUUCACACAUGGGACUGAAACCCAGCUGCCAGGCACCCUGCUGGACAGGCACUUAGUUCAUCCCAAGUGCAGGCCUUCAACCUGUAAACCUGAAAGCACUAUCUACAGAAGGCCCUCAGAAGACACUAACUUUUUUCCCCCAUACUGAUACAUCUAAGUCACCUUUUUUCAGAUCUCAAAAGGAAAGAGACAUGCCUUCACUAUUCCUGAUGUUCACUGGCGUUCUAUGUGGUUAGCAGCCACUGGAGAGUAGGUGGUUCCCACCUUCAAGAGCUACCUGGAAUGAGCCUUUACCAAAUGCUUACUGCUGUAUUUCAUUGCAGCACCAGCCCAGAAUUCCAAAAUAAUGAACGGAGCUUCAUUGACAUAUUUUGAAUUUGCAACCUUAUCACAUUGUGAUGUACAGGUAGGAAAUGUACCAAUAUAUUCUACACAUCUGAAAACAGUCGUACUUGCUCUUAAUCAUCUCUGAUGGUUAUUUUUCAAGCCAUAGUAGUAUUUUUGAUAGUGAAGUGCUCAAUCUGAAAUGCUCUGCAAGUCCUUUGCUUUUGGGUCAAGCUGUAUUCCAAAAAGUCUUUUUGCCCUAAAGUAUUGCUAUUUAUCUGAGUAGAUUUCAAAUUCAGACUUUGACCACACAGGGUAGGAUCAAGAAUGGUGGCCAUGGGACAGAAAAGGUAUGGUGAGAACAAAGACCUCAGGGGUGUUCCUUAUCAGCUGAACGGAGGGACCAAGGGCAGCCACUCCCCACAAAUGGGCAGAGUUCACAGUUUAACACAUUGCAGGAGGAAGUCAGCUGGUUGGGCUGCUUUUUCAAAUAGGACUUAAAACAAUGGCAGAAACUUUUCCAGGUAUGGUCUUGAAGACUAGCUACAGACACCUACUAUCAUUUCAUCAGAAAGAGGCGUGCAGGGAUCCAACUGCAGAGGCUGGGCAAAAUCGCUACAGAGGAUGUUUAGAAAACCUUCGAGUCCUGACACUGCCAUGAUUGCUGAACAUGAGACGGGGGUCAAACCUGUACCUGGAGGGGGAAAAAAAGUCACAUUAACUCUAGUCGGCCAUUGAGUAUUUUAUUCAGAAUAUUACUAUGUGGAAAGGAUAGCAGGAAGGGCUAUAAAAGGAUCAAUUAAAUCACCAGAAGGGAUUCCAGUGAGAGUCUGUAGCAUAAAACAUUAGUAAAUAAUUAAGAACAUUUACAGGCCAGCAAGCGCAAAAUAAUGUAGUAUAAAUUGAAAGGAAAGGAGAAAAGAAACAAGUAACAUUAAUCUUAGAAGGUUUUAGAAGAGGGCAAGUUUUGAGCUGGGUUUUUUUUGGAGGUGGCGGAACUAACUGUAUAAAAAGGCGAAUAGAAGAGUCUAGCCCUUGCUGAAUGCCCUACCAGCAAUUUCAAAGCCCUCCAUUCCUUUAGUUAGACACACAGACUGUGGCAUUUAGGAGUACAGGCGUGGACCUCAGACAUGGAUUUGAAUUUGGCUACGAACUUGGACAAGCCAUUAACCUCUCUGGCUACAAAUAAAAUAGCAAGGAAGAGCUCCUAAAGGUCAGGCUCUUGACAAAGGUAAAAUGUCUGCAUUUAUUGCUAUAAAUAUUCCUCUGCCACUUUGCUGAACCCUCCUAUUAGUUCCAGUAACUUUCUUGUGAAAUCUCUGGGAUUUUCUAUGUAUAGGAUCACGCCAUCUACGAAUAGGGAUAAUUUUACCUCUUCCUUACCAAUUUUGAUGCCCUUUACUUCCCUUUCUUGUCUUAUUGCUCUGGCUAGGACUUCCAGUACAAUAUUGAAUAAAAGUUGUGAUAAUGGACGUCCUUGUCUUGUUCCCCUUCUCGAGGGGAAUGCUUUUGAUCUCUCUCUGCUGAGAAUAAUGUUGGCUGUUGGUUUUGUAUAUAUACCCUUAAUUAUGUUGAGAAAUUUCCCUUCGGAUCCUAUUGUGCUGAGAGUUUUUAUCAGGAAAGGGUGUUGGAUUUUAUCAAAUGCCUUUUCUGCAUCAAUUGAGAUGGUCAUGUGAUUCUUUUCCUCUGUUUUAUUUACAUGGUGAAUCACAGUGACUGAUUUUCUAGUAUUGAACUACUCCUGCAUCCCUGGUAUGAAUCUCACCUGAUUGUGAUGUAUUAUUUUUUUUUGAUAUGCUGUUGCAUUCUGUUAGCUAGAAUUUUUGUGUCUAUAUUCAUGAGAGAUCUUGGUCUGUCAUUUUCUUGUUUCGUGGUAUUUUUGCCUGGCUUUGAUAUCAGGGUUAUGUAGCUUCACAGAAUGAGUUAAGGAAUAUUCCUUCCUUUUCUAUGUUCUGGAAUAGUUUGAGCAGAACUGGGGUCAACUGUUCUCUGAGUGUUUGGUAGAGCUCUCCAGUGAAGCCAUCUGGGCUGGGGCUUUUUUUUUGUUGGGAAUUUUUUUAAUGACAUCUUCAGUUUCUUCUUUUGUUAUGGGUCUGUUUAGGUUUUCUGCCUUCGUGUCAGGUUAGGUAGGUAGCAUGUUUCUAGAAACGUGUCCAUUUCUUCUAGGUUUUCAACUUUGUUAUACUUUGUUCAACUUUUUAUAAUAUUCUUUUAUGAUCCUUUUUAUCUCAGUUGGUUCCGUUGUAAUGCCACCCAUCUCAUUUCUUACUUUGGUUAUUGUAUCUUCUCAUUUUUUUCCUUUGUCAAUUUGGCUAGUGGUUUGUCAAUUUUAUUGAUUGUCUCAAAGAACCAACUUCUAGUCUUGUUGAUUCUGUUGUUUUUCUGUUUUCUAUUUAUAUCUGUUCUAAUCUUUAUUAUUUCCUUUCUUCUUGUGACUGUGGACUUCUUUUGCUGCUCCUCUUCUAUUUGUUCAAGUUGUAGGUUUAAGCUAUUUAUUUUGGACCUUUCUUCUUUUUUGAUGUGUGCAUUUAUUGCUAUAAAUACUCCUCUGAGCACUCGUUUUGCUGUGUCCCAAAGGUUUUGGUGUGUUGUGUUUUUAUUCUUAAGUUUGAUUCUAAGAAUUAUUUAAAUUUCAUUUUUAAUUUCUUCUAUUACUCAAUAGUUUUUAAGUAAGGUGUUAUUCAGUUUCCUUUUUUUUUUUCCGCUUGUUUUUUCUGUUACAGGUUUCUAGUUUUAUAGCAUUAUGGUCAUAGAAGAUGCUUUGUAUAAUUUCACUGACAAACUCUUAGCAUUAUUUUAGAGCAGAGGUUGGCUGACUUUUUCUGUAAAGAGGCAGAUAAUAAAUAUUGUAGGCUUUGUGGGCCAUAGAGUCUCUGUUACAACUACUCAACUCUGUUGUUGAAGUGGAAAAGAAGCCAUAAAAGAUAUGUAAAUAAAUGUGUGUGGCUGUGUUUAAAUAAAACUUUAUGGGAAAAACAGGUGGUGAAUGGACUGGGCCCACAUGAUGUUGUCUGCCAACCCCAUUUCACAGGAUUCUAUAGGCCUGAACGUUUGGAAGGAAAGAAUAAGCCAGGGCUAGGAAUUUAAAACAGAAAAUCAGAUGGAGUUUAAAUAGCUUAGGCUUACACCAGCAAAGCUAGCAUCUAGAACCUUACCUAUAAGCUUCUAGAAUGUGGGCAGCCAAUUAAUUACAACUUAAAAAAAGAAAACCAUACUCUGCUGGGUUAUCAGGAGGCCUAGCUAUGUUAGUUCCUAACAGGGUGACCUCUAAGCGAAAUCACAACUCCUAGGUCAAUUUCCUCAUUUCAAAUUUAACUGUUCAUGCUCUAAGGGCUCUAGAAAAAUUCUAUGAUUGAGUCCUUUUAACACACACGGCCAGAUGUUCAGAAGAAACAUGGCAGCUGCUGCAUCUGCCUUGUGCUGGCCAAGCAGAUGCCAGGCGUUGCCAUAUUCUAGCAGUAGAGUGGUCAAACUGUUUGGACAUCAAAGAAUUACAAAUUCCUUGAUCCUCCAGUCAAGAUUUUGUUAGAUGUUGGCUUAAAAUUCCAAGAGUCAGUCAGGCAGUAUAUGGUUUAAAAGCAUUGACUACUACAGACAUCUAACUUUAUUUGGUUUGAUAAAACAUUCUGAGCAAAGUUGCUAUCGGAAAUUGUGAAAUCAGGACAUGUGAGGUGGAAGCCUUGUGCUUUUAUCUUAAGAGACUAAACUUUCUAUUUCAAGGAACUGGCACGGAGCUAGGGAUGCAUUUCAUUAAAUUGAAGGAAAGAUCAAAGCUGGGUAGUCAGAAUGCCUGAAUGACCUUUUUGUACUAACAGGAUGAUCCAUAUUUUAAACAAGUUAUUUAAAUGGAUAUAAAAGAAUGACAAAUAUUAUCUUUCUAUACUGUAACCUAGUUUUAAUUUACUGGUAUCCAUGCCCCUUUGGUUCUAUAUAUAAGAUUUAAAUGUAAAAUUAUUACAUUUUUAAAUAAAUGUUCUACAACACCAAUUGUUCUACUUAUACUACAUACAUCCCCUGCCCCCACUUUUUUUUUUAGAUUGAAGAUAUCAUUUAACCUAAAGAUGACUAAAUCAGUUACAACUUUCCAUCAACUUGUGACAACAUUCUUCCCUUUGUCCUACAAUCAAAUUAGUGUUAAGAACAGAAAUAAUCUUUUCCCAGUGAAAGUCUGAUUUUUAAUCUUCACUCAAAAACAAAUUUGGCUCCUUGCCAUAGGCAACUCAAAUGCAUGGUAUACUGACACUCAGUGAUACUGACACCCAGUGUUACUGCUGAAAAGCUACUGUUUAAGAGGUACAGACAGGAGUGGGAGGAACAGAUCUGACUUUGAAGAUGACAGUUACACAUCUUUUAUAGCCUCAUAUUUAUUUCAAAAUUUGAGUGCUUAUAACUUCUACUUCACCGUGUGUAUUUAGCGUAUUAAAUUUACUGGCAAGCAUUUAAGUUUCUAUAAUUGAGUUUUUUACAGAAUUAAAAUAUAGGCAUAUACCCUUGGGAACCCUGGGGAACAGUGUAGCACUGGGCCAAAGGUUACUGUAAAGAAGCCCCAGGUGUCACCUGUGCUACCAAGUGAUACCACCACAAGAUGACAGCAGGGAAGAGGAAGAGCCCCGGAGGGAGGACGGCAGGGCUAUGCCUCCAGCUAAAGCUGACUGGCAGUGUACAGCAAGCUUCAAACAGCUUACAAUCCCAGCACAAGGGGCUAAUGUACUAAGACACAGCAAUCCCACUAGAAAGCAAAGUGAUAAACACGGCUCAGUUCCAGGCCAAAAGGACCCAUCUUGAAGGCUCCCUUUGCCUGCAAGAACAGCAUGACAGCUAAUGGCAGUUUGGAAAAGUAAUUGAAGAAAAAGAAAACUUACCCAGGGUCAAAAACCCCUGGAGUGCGACAGGUUGGUCCAGAACAGGACUGUAACAUCAUUAGCCGAUAGUUCAUCUUUCCUAAAAGCUCUGGAUCUAUAGUUUUAGCAAUGUUAGUGAUUUGGUCUGGGUCUGCAGUCAGAUUAUAGACUUCCACGAACACCUACGAGAUAGGAAAGGAUGGAGGAAAAAAGAAAAUGGGUCAUGCUUGAAGAAAUAUACCUAAUGGGAAUUAUUUCUAAAUGGGAAAGGAGGAGGUAAGUUAAAAAACCAAGACCCUGGAGAAUAUCAUCUGGUCUCAAGAUCCUCAAAGAGCCAAAAUGCCUACUUGAGACAAUGGAGCAUCUGUUCUGGAGUUAAAUUGCAUGAAGUCUAUAGCCCACAUGCUGGACAGGGACCCUCCAGCACAUGCUGUCUGUGCCUUAAGGCAGUCAGGAAGGAGCACAGGGGAGGAUAUUUAUUACCUUGUGUAAUUAAAGCAGAGAACAGAAGGCAGGACCCUCAAAUGGCAGUCUCAGAAACAAGACUUAGUGAUAAAGGUACUGAAAUGAGAGUUAACAUAUGUACAUUUAUUUUUGCCUUAUAAUAGUAAAGAUUCAAUUGAAAAUGGUAUGAGAGUACUUGAACUUGUAUUGUUCAGAUGUUAGGUUUUCCUAUUUUAAAAGGCAGUCUUAGAUGUAUAAUACCAACUGGGCAGAACACAAUUCUAAUUAUCAUGUCUAGUUUUUUUAGUGUUGUUGUUAGGUGCUCUCAAGUUAUUUUCAACUCACAGAGACCACAUAUGACAGAGUAGACCUGCCCUAUAGGGUUUUCUAGGCUAUAAUCUUUAUGGAAGCAGAUCGCCAGGUCUUUUCUCCCUCCAAAGUGCUGGGUAGGUUUGAACUGCCCACCUUUAGGUAAGCAAUUGAGCACUUAACCAUUGUACCACCAGGGCUCCUUAUGUCUAACAUUAGACCUGUCUAGUAUAUUUUUUACCUCUGGCUUGUAUGUUCUUCUCCAAAUUGGAGUCAAAUGAUAGGCUAGGAAGACAAUAAGCAAAUUUUGCCUAUAAUGACUUCAAAUAGCUGUGCUUAGACUAUCACUUUGAUAAAGUAGUUAUCGAACUGAUAAAUGUGGAGGUGAGCAGAACAGGAACUGAGUCUGUGAUGGUUUCUCAGUAGGAAGGGACUUAACCCAGACUGAGGAGGUGCUCCCGCCUGUUGUCCAAAGUGCUUAUGAGCUGCAAAUGGAAUGGCUGAGCAAGUCAAUUUCUGAGAGACACAGAUGAGAGUUUCUUCCACAUAAAGAUAUGGUUGCCAGACGGGGCAGGUGAGCACAGGCUGAUAAAUGGUAUGAAACCGCAAGGGACUGGAGUCUAUGUGAUCCUUGAGAUAAUCCACACUGAUCCGUGCUGGCUAAAAGCCACAUUCUUCCAAGGAUGGAGCUCCUGGUUCUGCCUUUGACCCCACUGCUGAUCUACUUGGGCAUCAGAAGACCACUCUGUGUUGGAAACAGAAGUUUCUGAACAAGUCGGUUACUGGUAAGCUUUUUAGAGAAUGCCCCAACAGGGCUCGCUCUGUUGAAGCAUCUUAUGUUCACUCUAAACUAUCAGGGAAGCUAAAAGACGAGGCAUGUACCAUUCUGAAAAAGUGAACUGUGUAUUUAAAGUGUGCGUGUUUGGUGGGUGGUGGUAGUGCAUAAAACUCCACCUAGAAAGGCCGCAGUUAGAAAAGUGAGAGACAUGGCCUUGUAGAAUUGUUUUUCUGAACUGAAGGAAACCUAAGAUUAAGUACAGAUUAGAAACACGUCUUCCCUGGGAAGCAUCCUGGGAAUUGCUCUUAUGCCACCAAGCCUAAUGAACAAAGCACUGGCAAUAAACAAAAAGGGUGGGGGAAGUAGCAGACAGAAGUCCCUCUUACCUCCUGGUCAUCAAACUCGCAAUACUGUAAAUUCCACAAUGCCGACAUUGUCCUCACACAAGCAUAUGUGUUGUUAUAGGAAUCUUCACAUACGCAGUCUGGGAAACAUUGCUGUAGGAAUAUUUACCAGGUUAGUGAAUAUACUUCUCCCACAGUAACAAAUACCUAGUUACCUAGGGGGGCAACCAACCAGGCUUAAGGUGGACAUGCAUUUGACAGAAAUUAGGAAAACUUCCACAGACAAACCAGUAAACCAAAAGUAGAUCUGAGGCUUUGUUCCUUAUUGAGGGCUAACUUGAUUACGUGGUUGUUGAUUGGUGCAGUCCCUGUCUACUAACCUCCUGACCAGAAUUAUUUGUAAUGAAUACCCUUAAAAUGUAUGGUAAAGAGAAGAAAUUAAUACUCAGAUGAGUCAUUUCUAAGUACUCUCAGGAAUUAUCUUCCUACAGGGUUCGAGAAGGAUAAUACCACAGGCUAAGAUAAGCUUUGUGGAAUCAUCUCCAGCUACGUUAUUUAUGAGUAUUCCUAUCACCCAGUAUGACUUAACUCUUAUUUCUUCAUGUUUCCCAUAGCAUCCGCUACUCUACUUUUGGUUGUGUCUUUACUAAGUCGUAACAUCGGUUUUAGGUGAGCCAGCUACAAAGAGCAGCUUAUUUCCCGUUCUCCAAAGCGAGGCCAACAUAGCUGUUACCGCCUCCCUGACCAGCCUGGCUGCUACCAGUGCAUGGUACUUGCGAUGGCAUGGUCACAGCUGGGAAGCCCAGUGCUACUGGUUGCCACUGAUAAUAACUCUAAUUAAAAAUGGUACAGAUACUAGGAGGGGGUUGGACACAGGUACUGAUAAGGUAAGAAUAUGGGCAGACAGGUGGAUUUGUUACAACAACUGGAAGAAUUCAAAGGGCACAUUCUGAUAAAAGGUCAGCACCAUCAUUUUCAGGAUUGCUGGAUUACCUUGGUCCAUCUACUAACCACCCACAGUCAAGUGAUAAAGACAGAGGAGCAGAGCUCAGAUUAAGGAUUUCAAUAGUUGACAUAUCUAGACCAACAUUGUACUGUGUUAUCAAUGAAAAAGUUGUCUAAGCCAAGUCCAAGCUAUUACUCACAGAUACUCCAGGACCCACGGAAGGACAUGUUGGGUCGGAGACAUUAUGGCCUUCUCCUUGAUAUUCCACCAGGAUAUCUGAUCGCCAGGUCACAUUACUAGCUCCUCUC
Loxodonta africana (African savanna elephant) is the source of this 28841-nucleotide messenger RNA. RefSeq names its product Ras association domain family member 3 (gene RASSF3). The record is from RefSeq and is a predicted model, not a curated record. Gene Ontology annotation, biological process: signal transduction. Lineage: Eukaryota; Metazoa; Chordata; Mammalia; Proboscidea; Elephantidae. The transcript is spliced from 5 exons. Gene Ontology annotation, cellular component: cytoplasm. The coding region runs from base 3488 to 4096 and encodes 202 amino acids.